Molecule: messenger RNA, 258 nt
Organism: Linum tenue
Lineage: Eukaryota; Viridiplantae; Streptophyta; Magnoliopsida; Malpighiales; Linaceae
Source: the annotation of a GenBank genome assembly
AUGGUCGAGGAAGACAAGAUGGCCAAGGCCCGCGUGAAUGCCAGGAACGAGCUGGAGCGUUACAUCUAUGGCAUCAGGAAUGCCAUCUGCAGAAUCGCCGAUGAAGGCAGCAUGGAAAUGGUGGAGAGUGCCGUGGGAGAAGCUUCUCGCUGGUACGGUGAGAAUCAAGGCGCGAGCAAGGUGGAUCAUGAGAAGAUGCUGAAGAAACUGGAAGAUGUUUGGAAUCCUAUUGUUAACAGACUUUACCACGGAGCAUAG